Gracilinanus agilis (Agile Gracile Mouse Opossum) is the source of this 132-nucleotide messenger RNA. Its product is annotated as 60S ribosomal protein L39-like. NCBI's taxonomy places the organism in Eukaryota, Metazoa, Chordata, Mammalia, Didelphimorphia, Didelphidae. The transcript has 2 exons. Gene Ontology annotation, biological process: translation. The record is from RefSeq and is a predicted model, not a curated record. Gene Ontology annotation, cellular component: ribosome; cytosolic large ribosomal subunit. Bases 1 to 132 code for a protein of 43 amino acids. Gene Ontology annotation, molecular function: structural constituent of ribosome.
AUGUCUUCUCAUGAAACUUUCAGGAUUAAGUGGUUCCUUGCAAAAAAAUCAAAACAAGAUCUUCCUGUUUCUCAGUGGAUUCACAUGAAAAGUGGAAAUAAAAUCAAGGAUAACUGGAAAAGAAGUCACUGA